AUGAAGACCGCUCUUCCCUUUUGUCGGGGUUUCCCCGCACAAUCUCGCUGUUAUCUCCGUCCUGUUCUCCCCCGGGCCUGCCAACCUCGACCUUUUGCCAAUUCCACGCGCAGAUGGAAUGGCAGCUCUACCAAGAAGGCGUCGGGUCCUGAGUCCAAUGCGAAUCCCAGCAAUGGACCGUUUUGGACAACUGGUCGUGCCUUAAUCCUGGCAGCGCUGGCCAGCUCAGCCGCCUAUGCUCUCGCCAGCUCUCGCGAGACUCCGCCAUUGAAGAUCAACGCCGCUGGCCAGCAGCCUCAAUAUGGUUCCAUGCAGGACUUUGAAAAGUCUCUUGGGCUCACAAGAGUCUUUCAGGCGAUUGCGGAACUCCGAGCCAAACUAGGUGAAGAUGCCAUCAGUACCGACGAGGACGACCUACACGAGCAUGGCUACUCUGAAUGGUCCUCUGUCAAUGCAGAUCGGCUACCAGUGGCUAUUGCGUACCCGAAAUCGACCGAAGAGGUUUCAGAGAUCGCCAAGGUCUGUCACAAGUACCGCAUGCCUAUGGUGCCUUAUUCAGGGGGCUCCAGCCUGGAGGCCAAUUUCUCUGCUCCGUAUGGGGGGAUGACGAUUGACUUUGCCCAUAUGGAUCGGAUCUUGGAACUCCAUCCGGACGAUAUGGAUGUUGUUGUGCAGCCUUCUAUACAAUGGAUGGACCUGAAUGAACAACUGAAAGAGAGCGGCCUCUUCUUCCCUGUCGACCCCGGUCCAUCGGCCAAGAUCGGAGGCAUGGUUGGGACCAACUGCAGCGGUACCAACGCUGUGCGCUAUGGCACGAUGAAAGACUGGGUCAUCAAUUUGACGGUCGUCCUCGCGGACGGUCGGAUCAUCAAGACGAGGAGACGGCCACGCAAGACGUCGGCGGGGUAUAACUUGACAGGACUGUUCGUGGGUUCUGAGGGUACCCUUGGGAUCGUAACCGAGAUCACGCUUAAACUGGCUGUAAUUCCAGAGGAGACGCGGGUUGGAGUUGUAACCUUUCCCACGAUGCGUGACGCAGCAUCAGCUGCCAUGCAGAUCAUCCGCAAGGCUGUGCCGGUACAGUCGAUGGAGAUUUUGGAUGAGGUUCAGAUGAAUGUGAUAAACCGUGCAGGGGGUACCGGCCGAACCUGGAAGGAGUCGCCAUCGCUGUUUUUCAAAUUCUCCGGUACUCAUGCCCAGGUGGCAGACAGCAUCCGACUUACAAAAGAUGUUGUCCAGCAGAACUGCGCCAGCUCAUUUGAAUUUGCCCGGAACGAGGAGGAGGCCCACGUGUUGUGGUCUGCUCGGAAGCAAUCACUCUGGAGCAUGCUCGCUUUGCGAAAGGAAGGGUCAGAGGUUUGGUCAACAGACGUCUCGGUUCCCAUCUCCAGACUUCCUGACCUGAUCGAACUAUCGAAGAAGGAAUUGGAUGAUCUGGGACUUUUUGCGAGCCUCCUUGGGCACAUUGGAGACGGCAACUUCCACGAGAGCAUCAUGUAUAACCGCCAUGACCCAGAAGAAAAGGAACGGGUUGAGAAAUGUGUCUACAAUAUGGUCGACCGCGCUCUUGAAAUGGAAGGGUCUUGCACGGGUGAGCACGGCAUCGGUCUGGGUAAGAAGGAAUCUCUCCUGAAGGAACUCGGACCGGACACGAUCAAUGUCAUGCGCAGCAUCAAGCUCGCUCUCGAUCCGCACUGGCUGCUGAACCCGGGAAAGAUUUUCGACUUUUCAGAAAGCAAACCCACCGAUGCGUCUGGCCUGGAAGCCGCACGUCUGGCGGGAGCGAAGAAGGCUUCCGUUUUUCCCAACGAUCAUUGCAUGGUCAAAAAUAAGCUCGGAAUAGAAUAUUGUAUUCCCAACAUAAGUUACUUAAGUCUUACACAAUCUAUUGACAAGAACGAAGAAGAAUGCACGUAA
Rasamsonia emersonii CBS 393.64 is the source of this 1917-nucleotide messenger RNA. RefSeq names its product D-lactate dehydrogenase (cytochrome). The record is from RefSeq and is a predicted model, not a curated record. Gene Ontology annotation, biological process: lactate catabolic process. Bases 1 to 1917 code for a protein of 638 amino acids. Gene Ontology annotation, molecular function: D-lactate dehydrogenase (cytochrome) activity; FAD binding; D-lactate dehydrogenase (NAD+) activity. Gene Ontology annotation, cellular component: mitochondrion. NCBI's taxonomy places the organism in Eukaryota, Fungi, Ascomycota, Eurotiomycetes, Eurotiales, Trichocomaceae. The transcript is spliced from 5 exons.